AUGCGCAUCGAUUCUCCGCCUCGGUCACCUUCCAUAUUGCCAAUUUCCCCCCGCCAAUCGCCACCGAAAAUUGUGAGCCUGAGUAGUGACGAAGCAGGAAACCUCUCUAUCCCCAAUAUCACUACUUCUGGCGGUAUGAUUCACAGUGCGCAUCCAAUUUCUCCUUUUCUGUCUGAGAUACGACAACCUGUUAGUGGCCCCUUCCGCAUGGGUUAUUCUGAGCUAUCGGGAACAGGCAAUCAUCACCCACAACGCGACUCUCAGGCUCCCACUCAAAUCAUGAUAACCUCCGCCCCUGGUCCUGGCCGUAAGAAACUCGUCGCGGCCAAAGCAAAUGGAUCCCAUGGCCAUGCAAUUCAACUUGAUCCGUCAGCUGAAUGCAAAAUUUGUUGA
Messenger RNA from Serpula lacrymans var. lacrymans S7.9, 393 nucleotides. RefSeq lists its product as uncharacterized. The transcript has a single exon. The record is from RefSeq and is a predicted model, not a curated record. Lineage: Eukaryota; Fungi; Basidiomycota; Agaricomycetes; Boletales; Serpulaceae. The coding region runs from base 1 to 393 and encodes 130 amino acids.